AUGAAUUCCGUCGUUAAACCUGUGAUGCUGCUUGUUGUUGGUAUGCUCUUAUUAACAUGCACCAUAAAGACACAGCAAAUCAAUCCAAACAUUGUCAUUACGGCAAACCCUUUGGGAAACACCAUUAACGCAUGCCAAAGCAACCUCACUCUGAGUGUCAUUAUUGCAACCAUUCCAAGUGUUCAGGGAGGUGUCCUUCUCUCAAGAAACUUUACAUGGCUCGUCAACUCAACCACAGCUAGCACCCCUGCUGGAAGUGUGAUAUCGACGCUCUCUGGUACCACUGUGAAUACGAGCAUAAUUAUCGUAAACACUCAACUUCUCAAGACCAACACUAAAUACUUCUUUGGUGUGAACAUUACUGAUCGAAUUCAAAACCGAACCACCAUUACAACAGUUUCCCAACUCGCUUUCCUCAACAAUGCUUUCUCAGUCAAUAAUGGAACUGCUAUUGGUGGAUCACCUGCACUUCCUGUUUGUCAUACCUCCGUCGGCGGAGGAGGUACUGUUCCAGUAUCUCAGUCAAAGAAGGGUCAAGUCAGUGUUGCUUCACCUUCAGUCACGUAUGGUGGUGUGUUGUAUCAUGUGACUUGUCUAGCAGUGACCUUAUUAGUGAUAAGUGUUUCAUUGAUGCUCAUCGAUGUAUUCUUUUAUGCAACUGGUUAA
Naegleria fowleri is the source of this 666-nucleotide messenger RNA. RefSeq lists its product as uncharacterized. Bases 1 to 666 code for a protein of 221 amino acids. NCBI's taxonomy places the organism in Eukaryota, Heterolobosea, Eutetramitea, Acrasida, Naegleriidae. The transcript has a single exon. The record is from RefSeq and is a predicted model, not a curated record.